AUGGAAGAACAAGUGUUCAAGGGGGAUCCGGACACCCCUCAUUCCAUCUCCUUCUCGGGAAGCGGCUUCCUCUCCUUCUACCAGGCUGGGGCCGUGGACGCCCUGCGGGACCUGGCCCCCAGGAUGCUGGAAACCACCCACCGCUUCGCUGGGACAUCAGCAGGUGCCGUGAUUGCAGCCCUGGUCACCUGCGGGAUUGAGAUGAGCGAGUACCUCAGAUUCCUUAAUGUGGGUGUGGCUGAAGUGAAGAAAUACUUCCUGGGGCCCCUGGCCCCCUCCUGCAAGAUGGUGCAGAUGAUGAGGCAGUUUCUGUACUAUGCCCUGCCUGAGGACUCCUACAAGGCUGCCACCGGGAAGCUCCAUGUGGCCCUCACCCGGCUCACAGAUGGAGAGAGUGUUGUGGUCUCAGAGUACAGGUCCAAAGAAGAGCUCAUCGAGGCCCUCUACUGCAGCUGCUUUGUCCCUGUGUACUGUGGUCUCAUCCCCCCGACUUACCGUGGUGUGCGGUACAUCGAUGGAGGCUUCACGGGCAUGCAGCCCUGCUCCUUCUGGACUGACGCCAUCACCAUCUCCACCUUCAGUGGGCAGCAGGACAUCUGCCCCCGGGACUGCCCCGCCAUCUUCAAUGACUUCCGCAUGUUCAACUACUCCUUCCAGUUCUCCCUGGAGAACAUCACCAGGAUGACCCAUGCCCUGUUCCCCCCAGACCUGAUGGUCCUGCACAAUUACUACUACCGGGGGUACGAAGAUGCCGUUUCCUACUUGAGGAGGCUCAAUGCCGCUUACCUUAAUUCUCCCUCCAAGAGGGUGAUUUUCCCCCGAGUGGAAGUGUACUGCCAGAUAGAACUCGCCCUUGGCAAUGACUGUCCCGAACGCAGUAAACCGAGCUGCCAAUCCGAGCAGGCCAGUCCAGAAGAACCCAUACAACUUCACACUCAACAGGCUCCCAAAGGGGAAGGAAGCGGUGGCCACAGUCCACCUGUGUCCCCACCUGAGCAGACACCUGAAUCCACACAUGAGUGGCCUGUGGAGUCGCCUGUGUCACCACCCGUCUCUUCAUUUGAGCAGUCACCUGCACCACCACUGGCCUCCUCAUCCUCACAUUCUCCAGCUGACUCGCUCCCUGUGUUGCUUCCAGCUGUGCCCUCACCACCCAGCUCAGUACCGGGUCUACCACCCGUGUCGCCACAGCGGCAGGCACGACCCACCUGGUCACCGCCCAGAUCCCCACCCUCCCAGUCGUCUACGUCACUCAGGCCACGUGUGGGGCCUUCAGGGAUGGGGACACCUCAAACGUUGCCUCCAUGUUCUUCCGCAUCACCUGCACAGCCACCUGUGGAGGACCUGGGCUCAGAACAGCCCCAAGGUAUGGACCCCCUGGCUUCUGCAUGUCCCCAGAGUGCGGGGCCCCUGGCCAGUGUGAAGGAAUCCACCAGCAAGCCGGAUGCCUCGGCGAGCCCUGCUGCGGGCCCCCGCUGGACCUGGGAGGUAUUCAAGAGGAACAGACCAAAGGCCAGUGGCCCCGUGAAAGGCUUCCCAAGACAACCAUGAUCCAAAAAACCAGGCAGCAAAGUGCAGUGA
Messenger RNA from Artibeus jamaicensis (Jamaican fruit-eating bat), 1581 nucleotides. RefSeq names its product patatin like phospholipase domain containing 1 (gene PNPLA1). Gene Ontology annotation, biological process: triglyceride catabolic process; lipid homeostasis. Gene Ontology annotation, molecular function: triacylglycerol lipase activity. NCBI's taxonomy places the organism in Eukaryota, Metazoa, Chordata, Mammalia, Chiroptera, Phyllostomidae. Gene Ontology annotation, cellular component: cytoplasm; membrane; lipid droplet. The record is from RefSeq and is a predicted model, not a curated record.